UAUAAUUUAUUAUGGAUUAAGUUAAGCCAAAAGUAUUUUUUGUUUUAGGAGGUAUUCUUAAAUUGAUAAAUCAAAAUAGGACCUGGAGCAGGAAAAGGUACUUAAAGUGCUAAAAUGGUUGAAAAGUAUCAUUUUGUUCAUUUAUCUGCAGGUGACUUGUUGAGAGAGGAGGUAAUUUAGUAAAAUAUGUUUUAAGAGAUAAAAAAAAACACAGAAUGCUGAAUUGAUAGAAGAAAUCAUUAAGAGUGGAUAAAUAGUCCCUGUAAUUAUGAUACAUAUUUUAAUAGAGUCAUAUUACUAUUAGUUUAUUAGAAUAAGCUAUGAAAGCUAAAGGUUUAGAUAAAAUGUUUUUGAUUGAUGGAUUUCCUAGAAAUUAAGAGAAUUUUGAUGUUUGGGUUAAAUUAAUGGGUGAUAAGGUGGAAUUUAAAAAAUUGUUUUAUUUUGAAUGUGAUGAAGAGAUCUUAAAAAAUAGAAUAAAAAUUAGAGCUUAAGAGAGUGGAAGAUCUGAUGAUAAUGAUGAAACAUUGAUUAAAAGAUUGAAAACAUACAAUGAAUCUACAAGACCAAUUAUAUGUAUAGAUUUAUUUGUAAGGUUUUAGAAUAUUUUGAUUCUCUUUCACAAUGUAUCCAUAUAAUGGCAGACAAAAAUAUAGAUGAAGUAUUUUAAGAAAUUACAAAGAAAUUAGAUGAAAUCUUGUGAUAUUAAAUUUAA
Messenger RNA from Paramecium primaurelia, 712 nucleotides. Lineage: Eukaryota; Ciliophora; Oligohymenophorea; Peniculida; Parameciidae. The record is from the annotation of a GenBank genome assembly.